Messenger RNA from Lodderomyces orthopsilosis Co 90-125, 1362 nucleotides. RefSeq lists its product as uncharacterized. Gene Ontology annotation, biological process: cell wall mannoprotein biosynthetic process; protein N-linked glycosylation. The coding region runs from base 1 to 1362 and encodes 453 amino acids. Gene Ontology annotation, cellular component: mannan polymerase complex. The transcript has a single exon. Gene Ontology annotation, molecular function: alpha-1,6-mannosyltransferase activity. NCBI's taxonomy places the organism in Eukaryota, Fungi, Ascomycota, Pichiomycetes, Serinales, Debaryomycetaceae. The record is from RefSeq and is a predicted model, not a curated record.
AUGAGUGCUUUGAGAACUCAACAACGUACAUUUAUCGCACUAGUGGUAUUCUUACUCAUACUAUCGACUAUAUCGUUUUUAAAUGUGAAUAGAAAUGCACUAAGCUAUAUAAGAAGCACUCCGUCGCAACAAUCCGACGUGAAACUAGUCACAUCCAUCGAAUUAGAGGUAGCAUCGACCACAACAGUGGCAGAUAAAACCACAGGAGUAGACAACAUAGCCACAGCCAGCAAUGGUAUCAGCAGCAGCAGCAGCAGCUCUACCCCAACCACGUCUUCUUCAAUCAUACAGAAUGAACCUACGGGUGAAUCAACCAGUCAUAAUCAAUUUUUCAAAUACUCAUAUUAUGAUCCCACUUCAAAUUCAUUCAAAGUGAUUUACAAGCAACAGCCACAACUUCAACAAAAGAAGGAGAACCAAGCCAAACCAACGAACAAAUAUACCACCAUUAAUGAACAACCAUCUAUCCUUAUUCUUUCGGCGAUCGGAAAAGAUCAACCAUAUGGAAGAGAUCGUAAAUUUGAUGAUUUCAUGAAAACAAUACAAACAAUUGUUGAAAACCAACCAGAUUUACAUUUCAACUUGGGUUUAUCAACGAACUAUCUAACUGAAUUCGAAAGUAUUCAACAAUUCAUCAACAACUAUGAUGAUCGACUUUUCAAAUACUUUGACACUAUUACCUUAAUUUCAGCACCUGAUUUGGAACAGACUGCUUCUUCUAAUGAUGAUGAAUUAUCAAGAGAUAAUCGUCAUGACGACAGGAAACAGAGAAUGAGACGAAGAUUAAUAGCUAGAUGCCGAAACUACCUCAUAUCUAAUGUCCUAGCCCUGGAAUCUUACACUUUAUUCAUCGAUUCCGAUAUUGUUGAAUUUGAACACGCACCAAAGUUUAUUCAAUUCCUAAUAGGAUCCAAAAAGGAUAUAGUUGUACCUAGAAUCAGACGUGGAGAUUUAUCCGAUUACGAUCGUAAUUCAUGGCGAGGCAAACGAACCAAACCAACAUUGGAACAGUUACAAUUAAUGGAUGAAAAUAAAUGGGAUCAAUUUGAUUAUGUACCUCGUGAUGUUGAACUGGAAAUGUUUCAUUUUUAUAAAUUAGAUAAUAAGGAUGAAUUGACUAUUGAUCAACAGAAGUUGAGUUAUAUCGUUGAAUUGGAUUCAGUUGGUGGUGCUGUCUUAUUUUUCAAAUCUUAUAUCUUUAAACAAGGUGCUAUUUUUCCAACUAGUUAUAUAAUUGGAACUACGUGGGAUAGAUUGGAAGGCUAUGAUGGAAUUGAAACUGAAGGUAUUUGCUACUUGGCUAAACCUUUGGGUUAUCGUUGUUGGGGUAUGCCUAACUUGGUGGCUCAUCAUGUGGUUUAA